Messenger RNA from Fragaria vesca subsp. vesca, 3528 nucleotides. Its product is annotated as protein LONGIFOLIA 2-like. Gene Ontology annotation, biological process: regulation of monopolar cell growth. The transcript has 5 exons. The record is from RefSeq and is a predicted model, not a curated record. The coding region runs from base 92 to 3340 and encodes 1082 amino acids. NCBI's taxonomy places the organism in Eukaryota, Viridiplantae, Streptophyta, Magnoliopsida, Rosales, Rosaceae.
AAAUUUUGGGGAAUCUGCAUUGCUUGAAGAAAAUUGAGUAGAUGUUUACAAAGUGGGGAGUGAAUAACUGAUUUGGACAGAAGAGGUGGAGAUGGCUGCAAAACUUCUGCAUUCUUUAGCUGAUGACAACCCAGAUUUGCAGCAGCAAAUAGGAUGCAUGAAUGGGAUUUUCCAAAUUUUCGAUCGACACCAAGUCCUCACUGGUAGGAGGAUUAGCCACCACAAGAGGCUUCCUCCAGGGAAUUCUCACUUCAGCAAUGGUGGCCUGGAAAGGGAGACCAACAAUACAUACCAUCGGCAAGCAAUAACUGACAUAAGUUCGAACAAAAAUGUGAAUGAGAAACACAGACUCUCAACAGAGUCAUCACGGGCCUCUUUCUCGUCGACUUGUUCAUCUUCUUUAUCAUCUCUGGAGUGUAACAGAACAGCACAACCAGGAACCUCUUCCUUUGACAGAAUCAUUUUCCCUGAAGAAACUCCCUCAAGGGAUUCAGUGACUAACCACUUAAGUACCUCCCCUAGAGUUGGAAGGCAGUCCCUUGAUCUCCGUGAUGUGGUAAAGGACUCGAUGCAUAGGGAAGCUAGGGGACUAUCACUGAAAACUACAAUCAAAGAUGAAGCAGCCGGUAAUGCAGUGAACCGCAGAGACUCUCCAAGACCCUUGCAGCUUUCUAAACCAAUGGAUGGAUCCACUGGAGUAAGGACCAAUGACAAGAAGAAUAUGCCUGCUGAUCUCAGGGAGUCUCUUAGAGUUCUUGCUCAACUUCGAGAAGCGCCUUGGCAGUAUAAUGAAGAUAAAGACCAUCCAAGAUCCUCAUGUGAAUCCAAAGAUAGUUUUUGGCAUACCCUUCCAAAAGAUGCUCCACGAUUUUCCUAUGAUGGGAGAGAGAUGAAUCGUUUAUCCUUUGAAUCAAGAGAUACCUUCAGGUCUACUCCCAAGCCAAAAGAGUUGCCGAGACUUUCACUGGAUAGCAGAGAAGGUUCAAUGCGCAGUUCCCACACCGACUCAAGAUUAAAUCAUCUUUCAAAAGGUUUUCAGAAUAGUGGCAGCUCCAAUGGCAGGGAUCCUAGUCUACCUCAGUCAGCAGGAACUCAGAGUCGACCUAGUGUUGUAGCGAAGUUGAUGGGCUUAGAAGCAUUGCCAGAUUCUGGAAGUAAAUUAAGUCUGAUCAAAACCAGCCCAGUUGCAGAAAGUGAUCCUUUCUCAAAACCACUGAAGACAAACAAUCUAUACAGGCCUAUUCGUACUCCUAACUCCCUGAGAAACUCUCCGAAAGAACCAACAUCACCAAGGUGGAAGAAUCCGGAUCUUGUAAUGAGACCUGUUUCAAGUUCAAGGUUUCCAAUUGAACCAGCACCUUGGAAAAUGCAGGAUGGACAUCGAGGUUCUCAGAAACUAUCUUCCAAACCUGUAAAUGCUCAAGUAAGGACCCAAAACUCCUUCCCUUCUGUUUAUAGUGAGAUAGAGAAGAGAUUAGAUGAUCUGGAAUUCAAACAAUCUGGAAAGGAUCUUAGAGCUCUUAAACAGAUAUUGGAAGCAAUGCAAGCAAAAGGGCUGUUAGAGACCAAAAAAGAAGAGGAAGCUUCAAAUUUUGGAACUCAAAAGGACUGUGAACCAGAAUGUUCUAGUUCCAAUCCAAACCCAAGGUCUGUGAAUCAACGGAACAGAAACAGCCAUGCUAUGUCUUCCAGAAUUAAAAGCUCUGAUUCCUUGAGAAAUUUUGAUUCCCCGAUUGUGAUCAUGAAACCUGCAAAGCUUGUCGAAAAGUCUGGUCUUCCCUCUUCAUCAAUGAUUUCAAUGGAUGGCCUCUCUGAUGUCCAUACUGCUCCUAGAGGGGGAACACUAGACAACAGGAGGGUUUCAACUAACAGCAGAACAACUAAAGAUCAUUCUCCUAAGAACAGUAGGAAGGACUCUUCUGUAGGCUGCACUGACAAAAAGCCAAGUGGCAGGAAUGUAAAAUCAACACAUUCUCUGCCAAAGGAAAACAGUGCAACACAUUCAGCAAAGAGCUCAGGAUCUGUGAGCCCAAGACUACAGCAGAAGAAGCUUGAGUUAGGGAAGCCAUCUCGUCCACCUACCCCGCCAUCUGAUACAAGAAAACCAAGAAUCAACAGGCAAUCCAGCAGGCAAUCAACAGAAUCAACUUCUCCUGGUAGAAAACUCAGACCAAAAUCUUCCAACUUGCAGCAAAGUGAUGACCAGUUGAGUGAGAUAAGUAAUGAAUCUAGAAGGUCGAGUUUCCAAGGAGACGACAUAGAUAUGGAAGAGUCUGACAUUGUACGAGUUACUGAUACAAAUGAUAGCCAGAGUCCAUCUUUGAAGGCUUCCAAGUAUUUAGCUUCUCCGUCAAUGCGACAGAAGUUAACUGCAAGGUUAGAAGAAGAUGGAUCUGCUGUGGAACUCGCUACAGCUGCUCCAGAACAUCCUAGUCCUGUCUCUGUACUUGAUCCCUCAGCAUAUAGAGAUGAUGCUCUAUCUCCAGUAAAGCAGUUGCCGGAUGCCCUCAAAGGUGAUGAUGCUGAAGAUUCGAAUCUCAGAGUAUGUGAAGAUCAAUGGAACCCUGCAGAUAAUCUUGCCAGCGGUGGGUCUGGUGUUACCUCAGAGAUCAAUCGUAAGAAAUUGCAGAACAUUGAGAACUUAGUUCAGAAGCUUAGACGAUUGAACUCUAGUCAUGAUGAAGCCAGAACAGACUAUAUUGCAUCACUAUGCGAGAAUUCAAAUCCUGAUCACAGAUACAUUUCUGAAAUAUUGUUAGCUUCAGGUCUCCUACUUAGAGACCUGAGCUCCAGCCUGACAACGUUUCAGCUCCAUCCCUCAGGUCACCCCAUCAACCCUGAGUUGUUCUUUGUUUUGGAGCAGACCAAGGCUAGCAGUAUGCUUGCAAAAGAAGAAUGUAUCCCUGAAAAGGCAACUCACGCAAAGCAAGAGAAGUUUCACCGGAAACUCAUUUUCGAUGCUGUUAAUGAAAUUCUUGUUGAUAAGUUGGGCUUAGUUGACAUCUCUCUUGAGCCGUGGUUGAAGCCUGCAAGACUGGCAAAGAAAACCCUCAAUGCACAAAAGCUUCUUAAGGAACUGUUUUUCGAGAUAGAACAAUUUCAAGCCAAGAAAAUUGAGUGCAACUUGGAGGAUGAUGAUGAUGGUUUGAGAAGCAUUUUGUGUGAAGAUGUGAUGCACAGGUCAGAAAGUUGGACAGUGUUCCAUGCUGAGAUUUCUGGGGUAGUCUUAGACAUUGAGAGGUUGAUUUUUAAGGAUUUGAUCGACGAAAUUGUUAUUGGUGAAGCAGCUAGCUUGCGUGCCAAGCCAUCAUCCAUACGUCGAAAGCUGUUUUCUCAGUGAUGAUCUUUCAGUUUUCCAUCUUUUUUCUUAUCUAUGCUGAUUUGAUUAUUUUGUGACAAACAUCACAAUAAAUCUAUGUGUAAGAUCUAUAGUGUUGUAAUUCAUGCUGCCUUGUAAAGAAGGUUUAACUUGUCAAAGUUGUCAAGAUACGUACUUUGGAAGAUUAAUAUAUAAGACCCUUGUUUCUU